This is a messenger RNA of Botrytis cinerea B05.10, 2489 nucleotides long. RefSeq lists its product as hypothetical. The record is from RefSeq and is a predicted model, not a curated record. NCBI's taxonomy places the organism in Eukaryota, Fungi, Ascomycota, Leotiomycetes, Helotiales, Sclerotiniaceae. The coding region runs from base 430 to 1905 and encodes 491 amino acids. The transcript has a single exon.
GAGGGUUUGGUGGUUCUAUUACAAGGAUGACUAAUCCACGAGUCGAUCAGUGAAACGAUCGGUCGCUGUAUCGCAUACCUUCUUCAGCUUCUCUCCCCCCUUCUCUUGUAGAGAAAACAUACUACAAAUUAUAAAACCAGCAUACCGAAAACAAUGAAUAACUCACUUCGAUCAAUCAACGACGUAAAAUUAAACAGAUCCAACCAAAAAUACAACUCUCCAGCUAGAUUGCGAGACACAACCAACGAGCGACCACCUCCUUACCUAUAGCCCACCAUUUCGCACCAUCUGAUCUACACACACAAUAGCACAGACACGCGGAAGCUUUCGUCUCUGAUUUACUAUUUACCAAGUACAAUCCCUCGAAUUUCAUUGUAUAAAGAACAGCUUUCAUCAAUCCAAUCACACAUUCACAGGCGUCAAACCAAGAUGUCCUCGAUGACUCCCCACAAAGGGCAACGUCAACCGCAAACCUUCGCUGCAGACUUCGGAACAGCCUCCCCUCGAAACGCCCCUCAAAGUCCACACGGUUACAAUAGUCAAGCAUAUUUACAAAACAUGCACCCCUCGAUGACUUAUUCUGAUCAGCAACCUACUACCCCUCCUCGAACUCCUCGAAGAGUCCAGCAGAACCAGCCAGCCUCUCAAAAUAAGCCAAACUCAACCCUUCCCGACAAUAGUUCUAGAAAGUCUACCAAUAAAAGAAGACCCAAAAAUGUUCAGACGUCUCCCGUUGCAACUAGGAGUGAUCGAACUACCCCGCCAUUGACCGGCGCUCAAUCUACCAAUAGUUCGACUGCUCCUAGACCUAUCCAAACACCAUCCGCAGCUCAAGUUUAUGCAGGCCCAACUUUCCAUGCAUCUCCAGCCCCGUCAGCUUUGCCUAUGCCCAGUUUUUAUUCAAAAUCUGUCCCAGAAUCGCCAGCGAUCAGAACUGGAAGUGCGGUCAAAGAGCCAGAUUCAUCUGCCGAUGAAUCCUCACAAACCCCGUCUUCAGCACAGAUAUUUAGGGAUGUGUCACAUAGGGAGGAAUCACCCCUCGAUCUUUUCUUCAAAGCAGAUAAACGGGAGAAGGCUGAAAAGAUACGAGCACGAAGUACCAACUCAAAUGCCACCGGUUCUGUUGGACCUUUCAAUCCCCCAAUCGAGUCGCCGGGAAAUACAAGAACUCCAUCACAGCCCAACAGUCAAUAUCGUAAUAAAAACAUACCAGCUUCUCGUGGUUCGGCAAGUAGUAUGUUUUCUAUGGAGGAGGAUGGGUCCAGCAGUCCCGGAUUACCAUUGGGGCCAGCAUUCUCCACCCCUUACAAUGAAAGAAUCAUGAAAGCACUCAAGAAUUCGGGUUCCUCGCAGCCACAUCAAGUGUCGCCAAGUCCUUCUCAGUCAUCACUAGACAAGUCGGAACAACUCAAGGCUUACCUUUUUUCCGAGGGGCCAUCCACUAAUGGCAACCUUGGGCCUGCUUUAAGCUUAACGACAAAUUCCGCAAUGUCAAGUCAUGGUGGACACAGCUCUCCAACUGGCCCAAGGAAUGGCGGUCCACCUGGAAGAUCCCCACAGGCCAACUACAAAUUCAGAGGUGAAUCCCGAAGCUCAGGCGAAAUUCCCAAAUCCGCUCGGUCAGGUCUUCGCCAAGAAGUCUCCCCAGCGAAAACUCCUACAAGAACGCCUGAGCGUGCUCAUUCAUACGGGCCAUCACAAAAUCUUUCUCAAAUCUAUGGAAAUAACUUCUCAGCUGGCAAUAAUCUUAAUAAUACUACCCAAGUCGCACAUUCCUCCCCUGUGCCACAAGGUUCCUCUGGUGCCCUUCCUGGAACUAGCAAUCCCGAUUUCCGAGGCAUGGAAAACGAUUUAAGACGGAUCCUGAAACUGGAUUCGCCUGGCUUUGCUGGAUCAGCAAGGUAACUUGCUGUGCAAAUCUACCUUUCUUUUCUCGUGGCAAAUGGAGUUCGGGUGAUGGCUUAUAUGACAUCGCGGGUAGGGUUACUAUAUUGGCGUUCUGGUUAUAAUGCAGAUUUUUUUUUCUUCCUCCAGUGAGAGCGUUAUGGUUACGAAUUGGUGCAUGGGCUUUUCAGGGUUCGUGGCAUUUUUAUAGAGAUGAUGGCUUGGUAUACCCAUGUUAGUUCUCACAAUGUUAGGGCUGGUUUGCCUUGUAUUAUGGGAGCAAUUUCGGAAAUGUUCUUACGAUUGAUGCUCAUACUUCAAAUCUCGUACUAUAACGAUUGAUAUUGUUACAUUUCUUGAGGCAAGAUUCGGCCGUCUGGACUACAGCAAUUGAGUUGGAUUACUGGGGGAAGGAGAAGCAGGGUGGCCUGGCGGUGUGGGAGCCACCAGCAAUACAUAAAACAUAACAUAAAAAAACUCGGAUCUCAGAUUAUGUUUCUUGGCCGCUAGAGUUUAUCGUCGCAGAUACACGUAGUUAGUAGCUUCUAGUUAGAGCUAUCACCGAUGGCUAAACAGAAAUGAAUCCGUUACAAUAAACAUAAACA